AUGAGGAAGUGCCCGAUUGUCAUCACUGGUCCAAUAGGUGCAGGAAAGUCCACUGUUUGUAAUCUCCUCUCUAAAUAUCUAUCUUGCGACUAUAUCACAGAAUACAUCGAUCAAAAAGGAGGGCCAGAAAUGCUUGAGAAACUCAAGUCUGGAAUUAUCCCAAAUGAAGAUUUUCAGGAAUACGUGCUUGGUACGUUCAACAGACAACUACAAGAAAGUAAGUCCAAAGUUAUUGUAAUUGAGAGACUACCAGAGGAAGGAUCGUUUAUCUUUGGUGGUGGAGAUAAGACAGUCCUUAGACGUGCAAUUGAGAUCCAAGAAAUUUUUGGUAUUCAAGGCUCAUCAGGCAAAAUGAAAGUAGUUACAAUAAUAAAUCAUGGUCAAGGGCCAUUAGAUGUUCUAAAUGAGAUUCUUAUCUCAAUCUUUGGAACAAAUACUGUUACAAAUGAAGACUUUGAACAUUUUGCUCAAUCAACUGGAGUUGUUGUAUAUCUCAAAACAACACCAGCGACAUGCAUUGAGAGGAUUAAAAUAAGAAAUAGAGGUCCAGAACAAUCAAUUACAUUGAAUGAUAUGGCUCAAAUGUGUAAUACAUAUGAGAAAUACAUCUCAUCAUUCAAUCGUGGAUAA
Trichomonas vaginalis G3 is the source of this 630-nucleotide messenger RNA. RefSeq names its product deoxynucleoside kinase family. Gene Ontology annotation, molecular function: deoxynucleoside kinase activity. The transcript has a single exon. The record is from RefSeq and is a predicted model, not a curated record. NCBI's taxonomy places the organism in Eukaryota, Parabasalia, Trichomonadida, Trichomonadidae. Gene Ontology annotation, cellular component: cytoplasm. The coding region runs from base 1 to 630 and encodes 209 amino acids.